Molecule: messenger RNA, 808 nt
Organism: Adineta steineri
Lineage: Eukaryota; Metazoa; Rotifera; Eurotatoria; Adinetida; Adinetidae
Source: the annotation of a GenBank genome assembly
AUGUUAUUCAAAUCUUCUGUUUAUCUUCUUAUUUACUCUUCUGUUCUAUUUUCUAUUGAUAAAGUAACAAAUUCAUUUUCUAACCGGGUUAAAAGAGGUACAUCUGAUUAUGAACCAGAAUGUAUAGAGCAAAAUACUCCUGUUGAUCAACCUCAAUAUUCUACAAAUAACAGUGCAGGAACAAGAAAAAAACGUUUUGUUCUUUUUCCUGAAUUCGUAAAUUAUAAAGACAAUUGGAAUUAUUUACAAAAACCAAAAGAAAUUUCUUAUUGGAUUUCAAAUUUUUAUCCAAAUCGCAUCGAUACAAAUUAUAUUCAUUAUUGUAUAGAACAUAUUAUUCAAGAAAUUAAUACAAUUCUUGAUGAUGAAAUAAUUCUACAUAGAGCAUCAAAUCCAGGAGAAGGAACUUUUCAUUUUCUUUUUUUUGAUUAUACAAAAUGUCCCAAAGACGAUGUACCAGCAGCAACAAUUGAUAAUGUUACAGUUUAUCAUGAACUUGAUAUUUAUCCUGCUGAAAUAGCACGAAAAAAUCGUUAUCGUGCUCAUGGUGGAAUAAGACUUGUAGAUAAUAAUCAACCAAUAUCAACAAUUAAAUUCAAUAUGCAACAAACAUUUCUCGCAUCAAGUGAUCUCGUUUAUGAUCCGGUCAUAUAUUCAUGUGGUGAUAAUGAAACUAAAAAUGAAUGUGAACUUGAUACAUAUUAUGUUUUAUUACAUGAAACAUUACAUGGAUUUGGUAUAGAGCAUACAACAAAUGCUGAACAACCAACUCCACCAAAUCCUCAUAUACAAUCCGUCAUGCAUUUUU